Messenger RNA from Periconia digitata, 3279 nucleotides. NCBI's taxonomy places the organism in Eukaryota, Fungi, Ascomycota, Dothideomycetes, Pleosporales, Periconiaceae. The record is from the annotation of a GenBank genome assembly.
CUUGACGACAACGGCGAUAAUUACGAUAAUUUGACCGACACAAUGAACGCCCAAGUCCAGCUCGCUGUGGAGUUGACCCGUAUAUUUCCCGUCGACCGCAUCAUUGAUAGCGCAUACAACUCCAUCAUCAACUUCGCUCGCGAUCUCAGGAAGACAGGCUCAGACCUGCUUGUCGAAGAAGAGUUGGCAAAUAUAUUCGGACGCGGUCGAAUCAAUGACGAGUUGCGGGACAAGUUCAAGGCUGAGGUUUUGAAGGACAACCAGGUUAUCAGUUUUCGAAGUCCAGAUGGUAGCACAUCUGGACUCGUACUGGAUAGUCGUCCUGGCCCAACGCUGGAGAGAGCGCUUCGAAAAGAUGAUACCAGGGCUUUUUUGGCAACAGUUAUACAAGUGUCAUUGCUGGUAUGGAUGCACGAGCGCGAGACGCUAGCUACCGCUCUGUCUCAGUGCAUGGAAGCUCGUCACCAGGCUGGGGUAUCUGGAGCUACCGAGAGCCCUGGGAUUGCAGCAAUUCAAGGCAUGUUUGAGGCGUGCUCAUCCCAAGCAGGGACCUUUCCGUGGAGUUAUUACACACACCAAAUUGAGUUGUGCAUUGCGCAAAGAGAUCCGCAAUAUCGUCAUGAUAAGUACAAUACAACCCUGACGCCGAGGUUACUUCUGGCGUGUAUAGAUUAUCUAUACAUACUGCAGCGCCUUCCCGAGGAUCGUCGAAUGGUCGUCAACUCCCGUCAGGGUUUCAUUACUCUGAUAGUAUGGGGUCACUACGUUCUUGAUUUGAGCGUUCGAGUUUCCGGCCUUCCAGGUGGUGACCUCAUGUUUGGUAACCAUCAUAAAGGAUUUCCGCAAGUUGUCAUCAAUUACUCGGGAUCUGAUACAUCAGAUCCAGAUAUAUGUCUUUUUGACGCCAAAACGCGCCUCGUGCUGACGCCAGAAGAACCUGGGCACACCAUCAUUGAAUCAUGCGAGAGGCUACCCUUGAAAGACUAUGGUACGACUCUCAUUUGGCGGUUGUUCAACGUUCACAACACAACUGCCAAAAAUUCGCCAAUUUACUCAGACGCUGUUGAGUAUGUCAUCGCGCUUGCUCUCACGGCACUCCCUAGGAUUAAUCGCUUCCACCACGAUCUUGACACGAAGAACGACGGUGCUCGUUCUUCGCCUUCAAGUUUAUCCAUUCACCGUUGGCAGAUACUCAGUGCGGCUAAGAUAUGCUUUGCAUCUGUAGAUUACAGCAUACCAGAAAUUGAGUCUUAUGUCCAGACCCUGAAACGUCACAAACAGAUGUUUGCUAUCGAUCCACCUCCAAGCCUACUCAAGCACUGGGAAUAUGAACUAGAGAUCAUCAAAAAGUCACAAAGAGCCGAACCAAAGUUAACUCUUCAUGCGCUUUCGUUCCUGGUAAUUGUUCUGGCUUCAGUGACAGGUAUAGAUGGCUGUGGCGAGGUGCCGCUUGUUGCGGACAUCCACCCUUUAUCCAGCAGAAUUCCCUAUCACGGGGCUCAUCAAGAUGACGGAAGCUACGUACUUUCUUCGGGCAGUCUUUUAGACACUCUUGUGGCCAUGAUGAGUACGAAGCUUCACUCCAUCAUCCAUGGACAAGAGUUCAUGGUUAGCGAACACGGCUGGACGGUCUUUUUGAGUAGUUUCGAGGCCGAAGACCCAUCACUUGUCGUUCCUGAGCGGUUAUUAUUGAGGAAAGGUGUACCGACGAAGCAUGCAACCCAAGAGCGAAGAACUCGCGUCAGGGACGCCGACGAGCUUCAAUCGCAUCUGAUGUCAGACUUACCGUUUCGACAAAUGCUCGACAGAAACACUUACAUAGCUCGCUGCGUUGAGCGUGGAGUCAAUCGCACCGAGUACUACGCUACUGGCCGCUCCGACUUUCAACUAAGCAUUCAGCACAGUGUUGAACGCUAUAACGGGGCUACCGGUCCCCGAUUUGACUAUUACAAAUGCGACCACCAAGAGCCCUUGGGUUCAGAAGCAGUGAGACUGCCACUUGGAGUUGCGACUGCGACGGGUGUAGGAUGGUAUUUUGAUGGUGAGCCUGAAAGAAUAAUCAUUGCAUUGAAAAAAGGAGAUUCGCUGGCUCGAUGGAUAGCUAUUGCUGGUUGUCGGAGCAGAACCGUCGUGCUCCGCGGCAGAUCAACGUGCAUUUCAUGUACACUCAGCUUCACUGCGUCAUUACCUGGUAAAUGGCUUGUUAUUAUAUAGAAUUUGGUUUGCAUAAGGCAACGGUGAUGGAAGAUUUCUCAGUGCGCGCUCUUCAUUUACAUGAUGACCAUUGAGCAACAACGAAACACAUUUCAAAUUUGACCUAUAAGCUGAACUUUCACGUUCAUUAGCUAUACCAGGAGUAUUCUAAUUCUUCCAAUUGAUUUCAAGAGUUUACUCCAUGAUUCAAUCUUAUCGGUGUUGCGAUUUCGAGUCAUUGAACGUACGACAGACAUUCCCCACCCUACACCAUUCAACCUACCAACACAACACAAGCCCACAAAACCACCAAUCCCUCAAUCGAUCUCCGAUCGAUCCUCUCAAUCUCAAUCGCAACCAGAAAAAGAAAAGAUCAACCCGUCUAGAUCAAUAAUCGCACAUCGAAACCAUAAUAUCUAAACUCCCCCCUCACAACUCCCAUCCGCAACCCAUCCCCACACACCUUUCUUUCAACCUAACAUGCCUUCGCACCACCAUCCCAAAAAAAACCUCCAACCUCUCCACCUACAUACAGUCCGCACUUACCCAUCGACCCGCCCCUUCCGUAUCCGCAUAUCUACGAGCUCCCCCCGUCAACCCUAAUCCGGCCCCCUCCUUUCCCGUUCAAGCGUUUGACAAUCCGCGACGCGCUCUGCCGCAGCGAAGCGGGGCUGCCAUCCUCGCCCCAACCAAGGUCGUGGAGAGACAUGCACACCCUUGACGGCUUGCGGCCUUCUUUCGUCAUGCGAAGAAAGGCCUGUAUUCGUCGUAGUACGAUAUGCCGGAGAAUGAUGUCCUUUGGGGCUGGCUUUUUUUUUUCUUUGCGCAGGUGGACUUGGUGUUGACGGGGUGUACGUGAGGGGGGGUGCGAGGUAGGUACGUUUCAGAGCGGGCAUGUAGCAAUUGCUUAUCGCUGGAUGCGGAUAUUGUGCUGAUGUUUGAGUUGUUUGGAGGGGUGGGGAAUUUGAUCCGUCGCUUUGUGUUUUCUGUGGGUUAUUUGUAUGCGUCUUUGGACGAGGCAUGUAAAGGGAGUUGUUAUGUGUUGGUCGCUGCUCGCACUCUUGCUUUAUCUCGUUCGAGGCUCGC